GGAACCACUCAGACCGAACCGGAUCUGGUCAAGGCCCAGGAAUCAGUUGACUGUAGAAAUUCCGCACGGACGGAGCACCUGCUUCCCCAUUAAUCAACCAGGGCAGAGCGUGGCAUUGUCAAGAGUCUGUCCGAGGAAAUUUUCCGAGCAUUCGUGAGUCUCCUUUGCAGCUGCAGAUGGCGAAAGAAGGUCCUUACGGCGGUUCGAGCUCUGCAUCAUCAGCUUCGGUGACGGGAAACAACUUCGACGUGUUCCUGAGCUUCAGAGGAAGCGACACCCGACAUGGGUUCACCGAUGUUCUCUACAGAAGCCUCGUCGAUCACGGGGUUCGCACCUUCUUAGACGAAGAAGAGCUUUCCGAUGGAGAGUACAUCAAGAAGCAGCUCCCUGAGUCGAUCAAGCUGUCGAAGAUUGGCAUCCCGAUCCUGUCCGAGGACUAUGCCUCGAGUAAGCCGUGCCUUCGUGAGCUGGCUCAGAUGGUCGAGUGGCGCAAAGAGGGAAGAAUGAUCAUCAUGCCCGUCUACUUCUUGAUCACGGCGUGGGAUGUGGAAAUGAAGGAUGGGAGGGGUCCCUACGCCGAUAAAAUUGCUGCACACAAGAAGAAAGAAAAUCCGGAUACGAUCCAGAAAUGGGUGGAUGCCCUCGAAGAAGUGACAUCUGUGAAAGGGCGGCAACUGACCGGAUAUACUGGGCAAGGAGAAUUUGCAAAUAUGAUGGUCUCAAAAGUUUUGAAGAAAUUGAGAAAGGCUAAGCUCAAUUUGUCCGACAAAUUAGUCGGGAUUGAAGACCACUUGCCUGAGCUGAGAAGAAUGUUGGAUACUGACUCUGACUCUAGUGACGUGCGGAUGAUUGUCAUCUCCGGCAUUCCAGGCAUUGGUAAGACAACCCUCGCAAAAUCUCUCUACAACGAUAUCUGCCACCUCUUUGACCGUCACAGCUUUCUCGCUGAUAUUGGAGACACUAAUGACAAGAAGGCUCUUCUAGCUUUGCAAAAUCAGUUGGUCUCUGACAUCGUCCAAAGGGACUCGGCAAAACUCAAAUCGGUUGAGGAAGGAAUCAGCUUCCUCAAAUUAAGAUUAAGCACCUGGAAAGUCCUCAUCCUUUUGGACGAUGUGCAUGAGAAGUCUCAGCUUGAAGCUUUGGUUGGAAGUCUCGAUUGGUUCGGUUCAGGGAGUAGGAUCAUUAUCACAACCAAAAGAGUUCUCAAUUUACGUGAAAUGGCAGAAACUGAUGACGUUGAAACUUACAAAGUCCCAGAGAUGGAGGAUAGUGAUGCUCUAAAACUUUUUUGUAGAUACGCCUUUGCUAAGGAUUGUCCAGAACAUGACUAUGUUGAUCUGUCUGAAAGAAUUGUGUCUGCUACUGGAAAACUUCCAUUAGCUGUUGAGCUCGUAGGUUCACACCUGUCUCUGCUUCGGGAUAAAAGAGGAGCUUGGGAAUCUCUACUGGAGAAGUUACAAAAUGUAACUGAUGAUAAAGUCGAGAACAAGUUGAGAAUAACUUACGAACGAUUAAACAGUUUCCAACGGCAUAUUUUUCUCGACAUAGCUUGUUUUCUUUUCGGAGAGGAUAAAAGAAUCGCAUCUUACAUGUGGGAUGAGCUUCAAUUGUAUCCUUCUUUUGAAGUCGAGAUGCUUUGUCUCAUGUCCAUGGUAAAGAUUGGAGACGACAACAGGAUGUGGAUCCAUGAUCAGCUAAGGAAGCUGGGCAGGAAAAUUGUUCAAGAAGAUUGCAUGAAACAGGGGAACAACAGUAGACUAUGGGCCACUGAAGCUCGGAAGAUUUUAAACAAGAUGAGAGCCAAAUGAAGGUUGAAGCUCUGUGGCUUGAGAUGGAUAACACUGAACAAAAAGACAUGGAUGGUCGAUCGCAGACCUAUUUGACUGGUGACCAAUUUAAAAAGAGUACCAAAUCUCCGUCUUCUCAUUUUGGAUCACUUUGACAUUAAGAAGGAUUUUAGAAAUCUUCUUUCAAAGUUACUUUGGCUCCGUUGGCAUGGCUGUCCAAGAGCUUUUAAUGUAAUCAAUUUGAACUUGGAGGUCUUGGUUGUUCUUGAUUUAUCGUGGAGCAAGGUAACUGAAGGUUGGGAGGGUUGGAAUAGUAUAAAGUUGGCAAGGAAGUUGAAAGUCUUAAUUCUCAGAGGCUGUGUUGACUUGAUACAAACUCCAAACUUCUCUAAUUUCGAGUCUUUGGAGAUGCUGAUUUUAGAAUAUUGCUCUCAUUUGGUUCGAAUCGACCCAUCGAUUGGUCAGUUGCAACGUUUGCAAAUUUUAGAUCUGAAAUUUUGCACUGACCUCGGUAACUUGCCCAGAGAACUCGAUUCUCUUGAAGCUUUGAGAGAGCUCCGACUUGAUGGAACUUAUAUAGAAGAUAUUCCGGUCUCCGAAGAUAUGAAGCAUCUUAAAACUCUCAGCGCCUGCAACUGUAAAUCAUUGGCACGAUUAUCCAGUGAAAUUGGUGACAUAAAAUCUCUAGAAUUUCUUU
Messenger RNA from Eucalyptus grandis, 2484 nucleotides. Its product is annotated as TMV resistance protein N. The transcript has 4 exons. NCBI's taxonomy places the organism in Eukaryota, Viridiplantae, Streptophyta, Magnoliopsida, Myrtales, Myrtaceae. The record is from RefSeq and is a predicted model, not a curated record. Gene Ontology annotation, molecular function: ADP binding. Gene Ontology annotation, biological process: defense response; signal transduction. The coding region runs from base 177 to 1808 and encodes 543 amino acids.